UUUGAAAAAACAAAAAAAAAAAAAAAAAAGAAUUAAAAAAGGAGAGAAAACAUGAAAAGAUGGGAGGAAGGGACCCAUGGAGAUUUAAGUGGGGGAGAACAUACUAGUUAAUCUACAAAAAAUGAACUCUAGAGCAAUGGUGUUAUGAUAAAAAUAGGAAAUUUUUGGGUAUGUAGACUCUCUCUAAAUUUUGGUUUAGGGUUUUUGUUAGGCAGAAAAGAUGGGGCGAAAGAAGUUAGAAAUAAAGCCAAUUCUAGAUAACAGCUGUAGACAAAUUGCUUUUUGUAAAAGGAGAAAAGGUCUAAUAAAGAAAGCUAGAGAACUUUCAAUUUUGUGUGAUGUUGAUGUUGGUGUUGUUAUCGUCUCCAAUCGUGGCAGACUCCAUGAAUUCUCCAGCACUAACAGUAUGACAGGGAUACUUCAAAGAUACGAAAGGCACAUCGAAGCAGCAAAAGAGAUCUCUCCAGAAAUCCAGGUCUCGGAGCUGUCUAAAUACUCAAGGUUCAUGACAAUGGGAGAACUGCUACAAGCAACAGAAAGGCAAUUCGAGGAAACUAAUGCUGAUGGUCUCACUGUGACUGACCUUGUACAUUUGGAAAAUGAACUUCAAACUACUCUAAUACAAACCAGAUCUAGAAAGUUUUGUUUUAUGCAGACACAUUUGCUGCUUGAAUCUGUUAAGGAUCUUCAUGAGCAAGAAAAACUGCUGCGAGAGGAAAACAAACUUCUGGAGGACAAUAUAGCUGGGAUGAAGAAAAAUAGAAAAGUGAAUGAAAUGUCUGACCUUCCACCACAGAGAGUGACCCUGAAUUUCCUCUUGUGAUUAUCCUUGUAUUUGUCAAAUAGUUCCUUGUAGAGGCUCCAAGGGAAUAACCUGCAAAAUUAUCAUAAAGUCAAGGUGUUUCCAGAAAUAGCUAAUACGUGCAGUUUCAAUAAACCUAAUUAUUCAUCUGUUUGCUUCGCAGUUCUAUAUAUUCAGUGUUAUUGUUGCAUGUCACAUGAUCUUAUUACUUGUUUCUAUUGGAUGAUGAUUAAUUGAUUUCUGUACUUGACA
Molecule: messenger RNA, 1054 nt
Organism: Capsicum annuum
Lineage: Eukaryota; Viridiplantae; Streptophyta; Magnoliopsida; Solanales; Solanaceae
Product: agamous-like MADS-box protein AGL31
Exons: 7
Coding region: 221-823 (200 amino acids)
Biological process (GO): regulation of transcription by RNA polymerase II
Cellular component (GO): nucleus
Molecular function (GO): DNA-binding transcription factor activity, RNA polymerase II-specific; protein dimerization activity; RNA polymerase II cis-regulatory region sequence-specific DNA binding
Source: RefSeq, a predicted model, not a curated record